Messenger RNA from Stereum hirsutum FP-91666 SS1, 2400 nucleotides. RefSeq lists its product as uncharacterized. Gene Ontology annotation, biological process: endonucleolytic cleavage in ITS1 to separate SSU-rRNA from 5.8S rRNA and LSU-rRNA from tricistronic rRNA transcript (SSU-rRNA, 5.8S rRNA, LSU-rRNA). The record is from RefSeq and is a predicted model, not a curated record. NCBI's taxonomy places the organism in Eukaryota, Fungi, Basidiomycota, Agaricomycetes, Russulales, Stereaceae. The coding region runs from base 1 to 2400 and encodes 799 amino acids. The transcript has 8 exons. Gene Ontology annotation, cellular component: nucleolus; 90S preribosome.
AUGAAGCAGGAAAUGCUUUCCUCUUCCUCUUCGUCGGGAUCUGACUCUGGUCAUGAAUCCGAACACGAAGAGAUCCACAAGCUUACGAUUAACGAGCACUUCGCCAAGGCAUAUGAAUAUCGGAAGGAGAGAGAAGAGCUGCAGAAGCUGAAAGAGAAGUAUGGCUCUGACUACGAGGAAGGCGAUGAGGAAGCUCUCGACGACGACGAUGAAGACUCGGAGUCUGACGAGAGCGAAGACGAGGAUGGAGAGGAGUUGACUCCGGCCGUUGAUGCUGCGAUAUUGAGAACCUUGGCGAGGAUACGGAGGAAGGAUCCUGGUAUUUAUGAGAGCGGGAGGGAGGUAUUUACUGAGGAGCAUGGCAAGUCGGGCAAGCUCGCCACAACAGUACCAAAACCUAAGGAGAAGACUUCAAAACCGCUAACUCUCCCCGCCCACCGCCUCGCCUCCAUGCUUGAAACCUCCCGCUCACCCUCCCCUUCUGAUGAUGCCGACUCCUCCGCACCUCAACCCCUUACCCACAUCGAAGAACAAGCCCGUCUCCGCGCAGAAACAAUCUCAGCCUUCCACGCUGAUCAUUCACAAAAAGCCGACGUCGAAGAGGAAGAGGAAGAAGAAGAAGAGGGAGGUCUGUUCACGUUGCGAGCAAAGACGCAAGAUGAAGUGAGAAGGGAAGAGGAGGUGUAUCGGAAGUAUCUGGAGAGGGAGUUGAGGGAGAGCGGUGUGGAAGGGCUGGAAGUGUUGAAAGGGCUGGUAGACAUCGAGGAAGUCGAAGGAGGGGUGAAGAGAGAGCAAAAUGAAGAAGAGGGGGAGAGGAAGAAGAAGAAGAAGGGGAAAAAGGAGAGGCAAGAGGAGAAAACGAAGGGUGGCAACGAGAGUAGAAAGGGGAAGGAGGAGAAUGACCAAGAGUUUUUGAUGAACUAUAUCCUCAACCGUGGUUGGAUUGACCGUUCCUCCAAACGACUCCCGACAUUCGACGAAAUAACAUCCACCAAACCGUCCAAAUCCAAGUCCAAAUCAAAAACAUCAGCCAAGACUGAGAAUGGUGAUGACGACGAGGCCAAGGAUGAAAGUGAUGCUGAAGACACGAAUGAGAACGAUCUUAUCGAGGACGAGGACGAAUUUGAAGAUGUCGUGGACGUCUUCGAGUCGUCUUACAAUUUCCGCUUCGAGGAGCCUGACGCCCCACAUAUUCCCUCAUUCCCCCGUAACGUCGAUACUGUUCGACGCCCAGCACCUCAUACCGAACGUCGCAAAGAAGCUCGUGAACGUCGAAAGGAGCGCAAGGAAGAAGAGUUGAAACAGAAAAGGGAAGAUGUCAAGAGGCUGAAGGGACUGAAGAUGAAAGAGAUGAAGUCGAAACUCGAAAUGAUCGGGAAGGAGGGCGGGUGGAGAGGCGCCCAAGCACUCGAAAAGUUGGAUUUGGAAGGUGACUGGGACUCGGCGGCAUACGAUGCUCAAAUGCAAGCUAUCCUUGCAGAAGUGGAAGGCAACAUGGACGAGUCCGCAGACGUAGACGAUGACAAACCGACAUGGGAUGACGAUAUUGACGUCGGCGAUAUUAUGCCUCCUUCGGACAACGACGAGCCUGAAGCCGGUCCCAGUCAGAGAGAGACGGACAAGAAGAAGAAGAAGAAGAAGAAGGGGAAGGGCGGUGAGGAUGUGGAUGGUGGGGUUGAUAUGGACGAGAUGGACGCGGAGAGGAUGGACGUGGCUGGCGGAGACGGUGCGGGAGGGUGGGAUGAAGAGGAGUGGGACGGGACGGAGGAGAUGAGGAAGAGGGUGUUGGAUAAGUAUAUGGAUGAAAUGUUGGGGCUGGAGUUCAAUGAUGUCGUCGCUGGCCAACCCACACGCUUCAAAUACACAACGGUCGCGCCCUCGACGUACGCGCUCACACCUGCCGAAAUUCUUCUGGCCUCCGAUAAAGACUUGAACGAGUACAUGGGCAUCAAGAAGUACGCUCCAUAUCGCAAAGAAAAGGAGAGAUGGGAUCACAAGAGGGGAGAAAGGCUGAAGGAGUUCAAGACGAAGGUCAAGGCAAAGAUGCCCAAUGACGCUGAUGCCGGCAUGAUCUUCGGUGGCGGUCAUGAUGGAGGCGAGCGGAAAGAGAAGAAGAGGAAGGGAAAGAAGGAGAGGAUGAAGGAGAAGGCGGCGAAGGACGAAGGGAUUGUUGAUAUGGAGGAGGGCGAGGGUGAGAACAAGCGUGAGAAUGUGGCGGUCAAUGGGGAGGGAAAAUCACAUAAGAAAGAGGGAAAGCGUAAGAGAGGGGAACCAGAGGAGGCUGCAGUACACGUGGAUGCGAGUGGGCAUGUAGGUGGAGAGAGCGAGCAGACGAAAAAGAAGCGCAGAAGGCAUAAAAAGUCUGGGAAGGGCGAUGGGAUUGAGGUUGAGGUUUCAUGA